Amoebophrya sp. A120 is the source of this 378-nucleotide messenger RNA. The record is from the annotation of a GenBank genome assembly. Lineage: Eukaryota; Dinophyceae; Syndiniales; Amoebophryaceae.
AUGAUCGCCGCGCGACGCCGCCUCGCGAACCCCAUGCUGCAGGUGCAAAUUCCAAAUUCCCGGUCCUCGCUAGGUAGAAGCAGGAGACAUGAUCCGCAUGGUGCUGGUGGGAGCGCGAACAUAAAAAGACCAACGGGAAAUCGUAACCGCUUACCAGGCGGUAUAGAAGUUGCAGCUGCUGUAGUCGUAUCCUGUGCAAAAGUAUCGUACUCGUAUAAAUGCAAGUCUUGCACUACAAAUAUUUUUCUUAAGGUAAAACCGCAUUACAAAUUUUAUUUCUCAUGCUGGGAAAAUUUGUAAUGCAUUUAUACGAGUACGAUGCUUUUGCAUUGGAUAAGUCGGAAAUAAUGAUGAUGAGAACCGGCCGGCGGAGUCCCA